Molecule: messenger RNA, 405 nt
Organism: Sparassis crispa
Lineage: Eukaryota; Fungi; Basidiomycota; Agaricomycetes; Polyporales; Sparassidaceae
Product: Cytochrome c oxidase subunit 6, mitochondrial
Exons: 2
Coding region: 1-405 (134 amino acids)
Biological process (GO): mitochondrial electron transport, cytochrome c to oxygen
Cellular component (GO): mitochondrial inner membrane
Source: RefSeq, a predicted model, not a curated record
AUGCGUCCUCAGAUGAUCACGGCCCUCCUCCGCGCACGCCCCGUCGCUGUGCGCGUCGCACCCGCCCUCGCGCGCCCCGCAUCCAGCGCGCACGACCACCAGGAGACGUUCGAGUCGUUCAACGAGCGGUACUUGCAGUUCUUCCAGUCCGCGCAGGAUCUCUUCGAGGUCCAGCGCGGCCUCAACAACUGCUUCGCGCACGACUUGGUUCCCGCCCCCAACGUCAUCGAGGCUGCCGUCCGCGCCGCCCGCCGCGUCAACGACUACGCGACAGCUGUCAGGAUUUUUGAGGGCAUCAAGGAGAAGGUGGAGAACAAGCAGCAGUACCAGGCUUAUUUGGAUGAGCUCAAGGGCGUCAGGGAGGAGCUCGGGAUUAACAUCAGAGAAGAAUUGUACUCGUCAUAA